Galeopterus variegatus (Sunda flying lemur) is the source of this 1826-nucleotide messenger RNA. Its product is annotated as pseudouridine-5'-monophosphatase-like. The transcript is spliced from 2 exons. Gene Ontology annotation, molecular function: phosphatase activity. The record is from RefSeq and is a predicted model, not a curated record. The coding region runs from base 1 to 495 and encodes 164 amino acids. Lineage: Eukaryota; Metazoa; Chordata; Mammalia; Dermoptera; Cynocephalidae.
AUGUGCAGCCUGGAGAGCCGUGCCGGGGACGGAGGCCUUGCCAUCGGUGCCUCGCCAGCUCACCGAAGCUUUCCCUCCUCCUCCCCAGGGGCUGAAAAACUCAUCUGCCACCUGCAACAGCACAACAUACCCUCUGCCGUCGCCACCAGCUCAGGGUUCGUGUUGUUCGAAAUGAAGACAAGCAGGCACAAGGAAUUCUUCAGUUCAUUUCAUCACAUCGUUCUGGGAGACGAUCCUGAGGUGAAGAGUGGCAAGCCAGACCCCGACAUAUUUCUCGCUUGUGCCAGGAGGUUUUCGCCUCCUCCUCCCGUGGAAAAGUGCCUGGUGUUUGAGGAUGCUCCCAACGGAGUGGAGGCGGCCCUGGCAGCUGGUAUGCAGGUGGUCAUGGUGCCCGAUGCAAACCUGAGCCCCGACUUGACGAGCAAGGCCACCCUGGUGCUGGGCUCCCUGCUCGACUUCCAGCCCGAGCUCUUUGGCCUGCCGCCCUAUGAGUGAGAGUGCCCGAGGGCCCGCUGUCGUGAUCUGUGCCACCCAGGGAAAGGGAAGGAAAUCGGCAACCCCUGAGCUGCAGGCUGCGUUGUGCAAUUAGCCUUUUCCUCCCGUGUUGGCUCGGCCCACUCUCACUAACGUGCUGAUAAUUCAGAACUUGACCGUUGAGCAAAAGCAAAGUUGACGCAACCCAGAACCACGUUCAAACCUUAAUUACUGCGUGAAAAAUCAAACUGAUGUAAUUAGUAUAUGAUAAAAUGAAUACACAUAACACAUAUACACGCUAGUCUGUGAAUACUCGUGUGCACAUUAUAUAUAUAUCUGUACUCAUGUGUAUGUGUGUGUGUGUACAUAUAUACAGGUCAAAUACAUUUCCACAACAGAGUGAAAUUAUACUUCUGGUCAUUUCUUUUUCAUUUUAGUUUUUCUGAACACAGGCUGGAAAAUAUAAUCUAUAUAUGCAGAUAUGUUACCUGUAUGUACAUCUAUAUUAUACUUAUGUAUGUAACAUGCUCCAUCCUUCCGUCUCCUCAGUGUUGAUGUUAACACGCCACAGCAGCUGAUAAAGUGGAGGUGGUAGCUCUUUCUGGUUUCUGAUCUGAGUGGGAAGCUGUGUUUUUGAUGAGCCCUAAGAAAUGAUUCUCCUUUUUAUCUAACAUUAAAAUUCCUCUUGUGACCUCAAAAUAUGUCUUUGGACCUUCACUGAAUGACUACCUCUGAGCCGUGUCAUUAAUAGAUUAUUUUUAGUGUGAGCACAGCUGUAGCAUACAUCGAGUACCUACAUCCUCAUCCACAUUGGAGAAUGUGUUCUCCCCAAGAAAAAUCAUUUCCCUCCUUUAAGAACAUUGAUUUUCUACAUUUCUUUGAUAGAAAUAGAAUUUGGUUUCAGAAUAUCUGCUUGGUAAGACUGACAGCCACGGCAUGCUUUUGGAAUAAUUUAUAGGACAUUACACUUUUAUGAUUAACCCUUUUUGUAGAUUUACUCAGCCUUUGGAAUUUGUCUACAAUUUGUUAGGGAAAAAUUGUGAAAGCCGUGGAGUUGGGGAAUAAAGGAGCACUACUAGGUCCUGGCUUAGCACCCCCUGGUCUCUGCCCUUUAUUGUCGUUGAGCUAUUUUUCAACUCUGUAAGUUAUGGAAAAACCAUAAUAGUGCCUGUGUUUGUCUGUUGAUGGUGGCCCCUGGUUGUUGACCAACUUUGCAUCCAUUUAGCAAAUUUAUUUCAGCAUUCCUGAUUGCCUGCAUAUGCUUCUGCUCUUUGAAUUCUGCUUUAAACCAGUUAUAACAUUUUACUGUUUCCCUCACAAAUUAAUUUAAAUAAAAUCUUUUCAAACACGUU